AUUAAAUUGGACAGUUUGACCCGCCCGAUUGGUCCGGGUGUUCCCGGAAUAGAAACCUAACCACAGCACAUGCGCAUUAGCGGCCGCAAUGUGGCUCCGCGUAGGUAAACGGUUUCAACGUUUAAAUCACCGACACUGCGUUUUGACCUCGAAAGCAGUGUGUGUCCAAAAGCUUCACGGUGAGUUUACAGAGAAUAACUAUGAAGGGUUGUAUCCUGGACACAUCCCCACCACCCCCAUCCAGAAAGCCUUGUUGGCUGUGGGGUCUGGCGUGGCUGCACUGCAGAACCCCUACAGACAUGACAUGGUUGCAGUGCUCGGUGAGACGACAGGACACCUAGCGUUGAUAAAUCUCAGGGACAGGAUGAGAAACGACCCUGAAGGCUACACUAUCCUAACAGAAAGGCCCAGGAUCCGGCUUUCCACACUUGAUCUGAGUAAGAUGUCUUCAUUACCUGAUGGCUCUUUUGGGAGAGAAUAUCUUCGUUUUCUGGAGGACAAUCAUGUGACCCCUGACACAAGGGCAGACGUGAAGUUUGUGGACAAUGAGGAGCUCGCUUACGUCAUGCAGAGAUACAGAGAAGUCCAUGAUUUGUUGCACACCUUACUGGGCAUGCCCACCAACAUGCUGGGUGAGGUGGCUGUGAAGUGGUUUGAAGCUGCCCAGACGGGGCUCCCCAUGUGCGCUCUUGGAGCUGUGUUGGGCCCACUUCGGUUAAAUGCAAGCCGUUUACAGUCACUGUUCACAUCCUUGGGCCCUUGGGCUGUGCAGAACGGUCGGCGGGCUCGCUGCGUCCUCAGCAUCUUCUAUGAGAGGCGAUGGGAGCAGAGCCUCGAAGACCUCAGACAGGAGCUCAACAUCGAGCCACCGCCAGUCAUACUCAGUGCGACCAACAAGAGAAACACCUGAGAAAGAGCCCCAAAGAAGAUCCAGGGUUCAGGAGUCACUGAACAUAGACUUUAGUGGACAAACCAGAAAAAUGUGAAGUGUCAUCCUGUGGAAUUUUUCUUAAAAUGAAAUUCACAUUAACCGCUGAGGGAACAGCUUUGGGGAAAUUUCAUGCUUGGGAAACUUUGGCGAGUUGCUUCCUGAUCAUUUUCCAAAUAUUUAACUCUCAUUUCUCAGCUGAUGAAAUGUUCAAGUUUUUACACCCGUCCGAGGCUGCAAGACAACAGAUCUGGUUCAACAGGUUACAUUCAGUCGCUGUUUGUUAUUGAGAAUGUGACAGAUGUGUGUAUUUGUAUUAAGGACAUUAAAAAAGAAAAUUGAAAAACUGAA
Thunnus maccoyii (southern bluefin tuna) is the source of this 1279-nucleotide messenger RNA. It is a transcript of the gene coq4, whose product is annotated as coenzyme Q4 homolog (S. cerevisiae). Gene Ontology annotation, biological process: ubiquinone biosynthetic process. The record is from RefSeq and is a predicted model, not a curated record. NCBI's taxonomy places the organism in Eukaryota, Metazoa, Chordata, Actinopteri, Scombriformes, Scombridae. Bases 89 to 910 code for a protein of 273 amino acids. Gene Ontology annotation, cellular component: mitochondrion; mitochondrial inner membrane. The transcript has 7 exons.